This is a messenger RNA of Owenia fusiformis, 462 nucleotides long. The record is from the annotation of a GenBank genome assembly. NCBI's taxonomy places the organism in Eukaryota, Metazoa, Annelida, Polychaeta, Sabellida, Oweniidae.
AAAGUUUUCAGAAGUAGGAUUAGAAACGGCAAUGCUUGCUUGAAAUACUCAUUCUGCUUGUAAAUCGUCAUUAACUGAUUAUUAAAAUGGUCAAGCAACAUAUUGUAGCAAUUUAUUUCGUCAUAGGACUUACAGUUGGUUUAAUUAUUUCGUUCAUAGCAGCAAAUUUUGGAAAUGUAGCGCUGCCACAAUCACUUGCUAGAAAUUAUAGACUUUCAGAAGCUGUAGAAGCGACACGAUAUACAUUCCAUAAUGACACGCAUUCUCAAUUAUCAUUCCGGCAUCCGCAAUCUCAUGAAGAGAUCGAUUCUAUCAAGGGACCAGAUAAGCCACUUUCAUUUGAUGAUGGACACCAUCAUCAUGAUAACACCACUUCAGCAGAGACUCUAUACAAAACAGUACGUGUACUUUGUUGGAUCAUGACAAGUCCACAGAACCUUAAAAGUAAAGCUCAACAUGUCC